Paramecium sonneborni is the source of this 2798-nucleotide messenger RNA. The record is from the annotation of a GenBank genome assembly. NCBI's taxonomy places the organism in Eukaryota, Ciliophora, Oligohymenophorea, Peniculida, Parameciidae.
AUGAACUCUGAAUUAUACUCUGAUAGAGAACUAUUAUAAGGAAUAAAAAAAUCAGAAUCUAUGAGAAGUUAGAGACAAUUAAAAUCAUGCCCAGCAUACUUGAAAACAUUGCAAUUUCAAAAAUAUUAAAAUAUAUAGAGAUCAGAAAAAACUUAAUAGUUUUCUAAGGCAAACCCUUUAAAUGUUUUUAUAAGAAUUAUUAGAUUCAUCACAUUAAUUACACAAUCAAUUUUUCCGUAGGAUUUUAAAUAUUUGGAUUCCAAUAUGUUUAAAAUAAUUGGAGAUAAAACUGCAGAUUUUAGUUUUUAUGUCAAAAAUGAUUACUUUAAAUAUAUAGUAAAUAUUAUUUAAUCAUAGAAAGCUGCUCCAGAAUCUAGGAUAUAAUAAUUUUUAUAAAUGACUAUACUUAGAUACUACACUAUACAAUAAUUAAUAGAGUACUUAUCUCAUGCUAAAUUUCUUUUUAAACCUGAGUAGACACAAAUGCUUAUAUGGAAUAUAUAUUUGCUUAUAAUGAUAAAUUUUAACUUUUUAUAUUGUUCGAUAAAAUUUGCAUUUAAUUUUGAUGAAAGGGAACCAGAAUAUUAUAAGGAAGGUGAAGUAUUUUUGCUUAUAAUACCAUUCAUAAGUUAUUUGAUAGAUAUUUUAGUGAAAUUAAAUAGUGGUUAUUAUGAGGCAGGAUAUUUGGUGACAGAUAGAAAGAAGAUUAUAAAACAUUUUUAUAAUUCAAAUGAAUGCAUAAUUGAUUCACUAAUAAUAAUGAUAUCAUUAGGAUAUUUUUUUGAUGGUAAUAAUAAUAAUAUUUUGUCUUUAUUUAUGAUAAUAAAAAUGUUGGAUGUUCCAUAAAGAGUAGGAUUGAUAUUAGAUAAAUUAGAAUUAACAACAAAUUAUUGGGCAAUAUAUGAUUUAAUAAGAUUGAUAUAUUUUAUAAUAAUAGAAGCUCACACAUUUUGUUGUUUUUUGUAUUUUGUUGGUAAAUAAAAUAAGAGUGUAUCAUGGAUAAUAAAAGAAGAUUUGAUAGAAGCAGAUUUAACAACAAGUUAUGUAAAUAUAAAAUUAAUUUUAGUUGACAACAUUUUAUUGGAGUGUGAUAACAAUGACAACAAUAGGAUAUGGAGAUUUUACACCAUAGAAUUUAAGUGAGAGAGUUUUGAUAAUAUUUGUAGCAAUAGUAUCAUGUUGUACAUUUGGAUUUUUUGUAUCAUCAAUAGGAUAAAUAAUAUAUUCUAUAUAAAAAAAGGAAUAGUAGAUACGAUUAGAUUUAAAUGAUUUAAAAAAAUAUCUUAGAGUGAGAGGAUUUAAUUAAGAAUUAUAAAUAAAAAUACGUAGAUAUUUUGAAUAUUUAUGGAAUGAUUGUAUGGGAUAAGAAUAAUUGGAUAUGUUUAAAUUAUAAUAAUAAUUACCUAGUAAUUUAUAUAAUGUAAUUUUACAAAGAAUUAUUAUUUUAGGAAAUGAUUCUAGAUUUAAAUUUGAAGAGUAUUUCUAAGAUUCCAUUUUUUCAUGAUAAUUUUAGUUCUGAUUUUUUAUAGGCUUUAGCUGGUGAUUUUGAAGAAGAGAAAUUAACACCUUGGUAAAGUAUAUUUACAAAAGGAGAAUAAAGUUAAUAUCUAUAUAUAUUAUGUGAAGGAGAAGUAGAAUAUUAUGUAUCACUUCCUGAAGGUUCUGGAAAUUGUAUAUCAAUAUAGAAAAUGGAUGGAUAAGAUGAAAUCUUUGGAUAAUAAGAUUUUUUAUUAGAUUAAAAUUAUUCAAUUAAUUGUAGAACAACUAAACCAUCUAGGAUAUUAAAAAUACAUAGAGAUAAAUUUUAAUAAAUAGCUAAAAAAUAUGGUUAUGUAUAUAUAAUAAUAUAAUUAAAAUAGGAAAAAUAUUGUUAACUUAAAGAUUUAGUUAAAUUUUCAGGAAGAUUUGAUGAAUUUCAUAUUUAAUGUAUUGGAUGUAAUAAAUCAACGCAUUUAUUAUACAAUUGUCCAAUGUUAACAGGAUUUCCAAGUAGAACUAAAACAUUAUUGAAAUAUAAGAAAAAAUAUUGUUAGGAAAGGUAGGUUAUUAGGAGAACUAAUUUAGAAAGGAGAAUUUCAACAUUAAGUUUAGAAAGUAAAAUUUCAGAUAGUGUUUUAUAUUAUUUAUUGAAAGAUCCUAAGAUGUCAGAAUAAUUGAAUCAUUAAAUUAAAAGAAAUAUGUAAUCUUCUUAAAAUGGAUCUCUUAGGAAAUCUUAAAAAAAAAUAACUAAUUUACCAAAAAGAGGAGUACCUAUUUUUUUAAGUCAAGAAUAAUAUUCAAGAACAUUAGAUACUAAUUUUUAAGAGAAUUUAGGAUUUUAAUAUAAUAAAGGUAAUAAUAAUAAAUAAGAGAAAAUAAUUACUUAAUUUGAUUAAGAAAUUAGUUUUGAUGAAAGUUCUAAAAUAAUAGCAGCAAUAAAUAAAUAGUUUUUAACGAAAGGAACUAUAAAUUCAAAUAAUAAUUUAAAAAGUAGUGUAGUAAUAUAAGAAAUAGAAAAAGAUUGGGAUUCAAAGGAUGAAAAAACAUUAUUAAUAGAAUCUAAAAGUAAUUUAAUUUGUAUAUACAAAAAAGGAGGAUAUCAUUAAGAAUCUAUGGGAAGAUAUAAAGAUAUAUUUGAAUGUUUUGAAUAUUAAAGAGAUUAUGAAUCAUAUAUGCCACAUAUGAACUUCAAAUUAAUACAAGAAUUCUUUUAAAAGAGUAGAGAAAUUGAUAGUUUUCAUAAUUUCAUUGAUGUAAACAUAGUAAAGAGAAAAUGGAAAAGAUCUAAAAUAGUUGUUGUCUUGGAAUCUUGAAAUAUU